Drosophila biarmipes is the source of this 578-nucleotide messenger RNA. It is a transcript of the gene Pfdn1, whose product is annotated as prefoldin subunit 1. The record is from RefSeq and is a predicted model, not a curated record. Gene Ontology annotation, biological process: protein folding. The transcript is spliced from 3 exons. Bases 138 to 518 code for a protein of 126 amino acids. Lineage: Eukaryota; Metazoa; Arthropoda; Insecta; Diptera; Drosophilidae. Gene Ontology annotation, cellular component: cytoplasm; prefoldin complex. Gene Ontology annotation, molecular function: protein folding chaperone.
GAUAGGACUAUCGACAACGAAAAGGGAAAUCAAGAAACUGAGUGCAGGUGUUCCAAUUUAAAUAAAAUUCGAAUUGAUUCAAUAAAAAUCGUAAAAAUCAAUAUAGCAUUACCAAAAAGGAGCGGUCCCAAGACGAAAUGGCUUUAAUGGACAUAGAGUUAAAGAAGGCUUUCACUGAGAUGCAGAUCAACAAACUGGAAACCACUAAAAAAAUCAACAUGAUUGACAUGAAGUGCGACAUGGUCAAAAAGGGGAAACACAAGUACCUGCUUACUGAGAGGGGUACCAGCGGCCUAUCCGACCACACAAGAGUUUACCAGUCCGUUGGCCGCAUGUUUCUGCUGACAGAUGUGCAGAACAUGCGCGAAGACCUAAAGUCCAAACAAGAGAAGUGCGACAAGGCGAUAGAACUACUUGAAAAAAAGAAGGAGUUCCUACAAAAGUCUCUCAAGGAUCAAGAGGACGGUCUGCGCGAACUGGUGCAGCAGCGUAAGGAGGCCGACCUGGCUGCGAAAUAGAAACAUUUAUACCUCAAUGUAAUGGAUUAUUUAUUUUCAAUAUAUUCGUCUAAAUUGAAA